GUGCACCAAGGUUUUUGUGCUUCAUCAGUUCUUGACUCCCGUAACUCCCUGACUUCUAAUUGUUCCUCUAUUAUAUGUGUGGCUGCGUCUUCAGCUUUAAGGCUCUAACUUCUGGAAUUCCCUUCCUAGUCUGAAGCUGCAACAGUAUUGUGAGUUUUUCUUAAAAUAUACAAACCACAGAUUGAGCGGUGAACUCGCAUCCAAUAAAAGAUCAACCAUUUGGAAGUGUUCUCCAAUUGUAGCAGCAAAGAUGAAGUUAGUCCUCUCCAGCAUUGUGAACGGAUGCCGUCAGGGCAAAUUGAUAGAAGUAGGACGGAAUGGCAGUAAAAGUCUUGAUAUUCCUGGUUGCCUCCUUUAUACCCGGACAGGCACAGCUCCGCACCUAACCCAUGACACGCUCAGCCUUAUAGAAGGAGUUCCUGAACCUGUACAUCUGACGUUGUCUACGCUUGCAGAACAUCAAGAAGUUCUAGAAGAAUAUAAAGAAGGCAUUGGAAAAUUCAUAGGCAUGCCAGACAAGCUUACUUACUGUUCUUUGUAUGACCCAGCUAGUCCAUGUCCAUCAGGAUACAACACAAGUAAAACCGUAUCAGUGUGGGGUGGAGGUGGCCGAAUUGAACUAACCUUGUCAAAAUUCAUGGCAAUACAACAAGCCUUCAAACCUGACUGGUACCAGUCCAUGGCAGAUGGAGAGCCACUGCCUCCAGGAUCUUCAAGGAAGAGGAUUAAUAAAUCAGUGGAUCGAACUCUGGGCUUCCUGGAUGAAUGUCUCAAGGUGCAUCAGAAUUCAGAGGUUCUGAAGAACACAGAAAUUAUAGGAGUUGUAGAAGGAGGAGACAUUCUUGAGGAGAGGCUGAGGUCUGUCAGAGAAACCAUGAAGCGGCCAGUUGGAGGUUUCCUGUUGGAUGGUUUUCAGGGAGAGACCAUGCCUGAUGACCUGAAACUGGAUUUAAUCUCCUCGGUCACAGGAGAACUGCCUGAAGACAAACCAAGGUUGAUCCAUGGGAUUGGAAAACCAGAUGAAGUGCUAGAGUGUGUAUCAAGAGGAGUGGACUUGUUUGAGGGUUUCUUUCCCUAUCAGGUGACUGAGCAAGGAAGAGCUCUGUCAUUCAAUUUUAAAUACAAGGUGGACCCAGAGACAGAAGAAGAAAAGAUUCUUGUAGUGCCCUUGCACCAGAUACAAGACCAGCAGCUUACAUCUACAUAUACCAGAAUGACCAAUGAACAAUGUGAGGAGAAUCAUAUUCUCGCAAUGCUGCACAGGAACGGUUCUGCAGAUAAUGAGAUCAGUAGUAAGACCUCAGACUGUGAGGGGAAGAUGGCUGCUUUUUCGAUUGAUCUGAAAAAUGAACAGUUCCGUGUUGACUUCAGCCCCUUGGUGGAGGGCUGUCCUUGCUAUUGCUGCAAGAAUCACACCCGUGCCUACCUCUACCAUCUCAUACUGACUAAUGAGCUGUUGGCUGGAGUUCUUCUCAUGAUCCACAACCUUCACCACUACUUUGCAUUCUUCCAAUCUAUCCGUGAUGCUUUGAAAGGUGGCCACUUGAAGAAACUUAAAGAACUCAUUGAAAAACAGAAGCUAUAACAAAGACAUAGUUGACAGGACAUGUGAUGGUUAUUCAUUCUUUAAGGUUUCUGGCAGGCAUUGGUGGCCCACUGAUGCUGUGACAUGUUAUUGAGAUAUACUCACAGUGUGAGCUAACAUUUUAUUUUGUUGUGAUUGGAACCUUAUAGCACUCAGACUCGAGAUUUCCUCUAUCAUGUUGUGUAUCAUUAACGUGUGAUGGUAGAAAACAAGCAUAUGGGCUGAAAUAUGUGCUUUGGUUCAUUUAUAUUUUCCAUCUGUGCUACGUGUAUUUUUAUAAGAAACAAGAAAUUUUCUAUUAAAAAUACGGGAAGUAUAGUACUAUUCCAUUUGAUAUGAUGGAAUUAGAUCUGAUGAGGUGGGUUUCUACAUCUAGGACCAAUGAACUCUUGAGACUUGCAGUGAUGAAUGAAUUUAACAAUAUCAUUCCAUUCAGUUUUUCAGGUUCCCAUCUAAUUGUAAGAGAGGUACCUAGAAAAUGUGGAAACAGAAUUGAAUAGUUUUUAACUCGAUGUAAAGGUUAGGGUAACGAUAUUACAGCACCAGCGACCCGGGUUCAAUUCCAGCCGCUGUUUGUAUGUUCUCCCUGUGCCUGCAUGGGUUUCCUCCGAAUGCUCCAGUUUCCUCCCACAUUCCAAAGACAUAUGGGUUAGGAAGUUGUGGGCAUGCUAUGUUGGCACUGGAAGCGUGGCGACACUUGAAGGCUGCCCCCAGAACACUCUACGCAAAAAGAUGCAUUUCACUGUGUGUUUUGAUGUACAUGUGACUAAUAAAGAUAUCUUUUAUCUUUUAGAAAUUGUUUUGAUAACUGAAUAUAGAAGGUAUCCACCAAAAUGAUGCUUAUUCUUCAUUGCAACUGAUAUUAAAGAGUGAUAAAUUCAACUUCAGAUGUGAGUAACAAAUAUCCAGGAGUUUAAAUCAAAACCAGUGUGGGCUUCUGUAGUAUCUGACAAGCAAUGGGCAUCAGUUGGUGAGAAACCUGCCUGCCCAAAGCAGAUACACAGAUGCUUUGAGCAAAUUAGGGUCCAAUUCUGGCUGUAGGAAUCCACCAUAAUUUCCCUGACUUGUUUUACUAGAUCUGAUGCAGUCCAAGCAAUUUUUUUAAGGGAAUGUUAGAAGUUGCACAUGAAGCAAAUAUAAAGCAAUUACUUAAGAUUGAUUUUGCAAGGCUGAAGGACUAGGUUUUAUAUCCAUGGAUCUACACACACAUACUGUAAGUCACUGCAGGCCUGCGAUUGUAAAUUUUUGGGUGGGAAUUUGGGUAGUUGGAUUUCACCCUCAUUUCUUAAUACCGAGUUUCCUUAAAUCUUUUGAUGGUAUGAAUCCAUUUAGAUUAUUUAUUCCACAAUCUUAAACAGUGAUUUAUUAUUAAAGUUAUCAUUACUAAAAUUUAAACAGUUGUAUUUGCUUCAGCCUCAUGUCUUUAAAUUAAGUCUGUUGUAACCAACAAAUGCCCAUUGUAUUUAAUGCAUCAAAAUGAAAGCAAAUCUGCAAGAUAUAUGGAACUUUAAUGUAAAGGCCCUUGAAAAAUUUCCAAGGCUGAGAGCUACCAUGCAUUUUAUUAAAACAGAUUUCCUUUAUUCAUUCAGAUAAUCUUCAUUAUUGCAAACAACUGACAUUUCUAACUGAGCAUGACACAACUGAGAGUAAGUCUGGUUCUGAUGUAUCAGCAGGCUAACACCUUGAGAUUGCCUAAGAGCCUGUGGUUGUGGUAGAACAUCUUUAAGAUCAAUUGGAGAUGGAUUACUGCAGUUGAUUCUGCAG
Messenger RNA from Pristis pectinata (smalltooth sawfish), 3349 nucleotides. It is a transcript of the gene qtrt2, whose product is annotated as queuine tRNA-ribosyltransferase accessory subunit 2. The transcript has 10 exons. The record is from RefSeq and is a predicted model, not a curated record. The coding region runs from base 251 to 1585 and encodes 444 amino acids. Gene Ontology annotation, molecular function: tRNA-guanosine(34) queuine transglycosylase activity. NCBI's taxonomy places the organism in Eukaryota, Metazoa, Chordata, Chondrichthyes, Rhinopristiformes, Pristidae.